Molecule: messenger RNA, 3065 nt
Organism: Ectocarpus sp. CCAP 1310/34
Lineage: Eukaryota; Phaeophyceae; Ectocarpales; Ectocarpaceae
Source: the annotation of a GenBank genome assembly
GAUAUAGCUACGACGGUGAAGGGCGUGAAAGAGGGCACAGGAGAGAUCCGGGGCCUUGUGUAAGCUUAGCUCGUCGUGGAGGAGAGGGGAAGUCUGCAGGGUGGUGUUGCCGUUAACCAAGCGCCACCUCAACGGGUGCUGGUCCAGCAAAUCAAAUAAUAUGACGCCCUCCUCGUCGAGGCAACAGCAGCACCAGCGGCGGCCACGACCAGUGCCUCGAGGCGUGACCAUCCUCUCGGCGUUCACCAGCGCGCUCCUGGCCUCCGCGCCUCGCUCCGAUGCGUUUCUGGCGUUACCACCAGCAGCACUCGCCGCUACUGCGCGCGGCGGCGGCGGCGGGCAUGAUCGACAACACGGCGGCGGCGGCGGUGGCGUGACGACGUCGGCAGCAGCGUUCGCUUGCAGCACGCGACUGUCAUCCCGCCGGUGUGCAGCGGCGCCGGCGCUGUCCAGCCGCCGUGGCAGUAGGAACGGGAGGGGAAGCACGCUGGUGAUGGCGGGGGGUGAGGGCGACGACGGGGGGGAAGGCGGAGCUCUGACCGAGGGGGAAGGGGUUGUUGAAGGAGUGAUUAGUCGGUCCCCUGUGUCUCCACCUGCAGCAGCAGCAGCUUCGGGCGAGGAGGGUUGCGAGGGAGGAGAGCAAGACCAAGGUGCUGCUGUGGCGAAAAGCAUCUCCGGAGAUGACAGCGGCGAGAAGGCGAAGAAGAAGAGGAAAAAGAAGAGCGGCGGCAAGUCGUCGAAAGCGGGGGCUCCGCGGCUUCGGGGGGAUGCCCUGCGGGACGAGCUCAUGCGCAGGGAGAAGCGGGAGGAGGAGAGGGUGCUUGCAAUGAACACACUGUUUUACCGAUCACGGGCGUACAAUGAGAUUGAAGACCUGAAGAGAGUGUGGGACAAGAGCGACCUGUCGGAGUGCAUUCGAAGUGCAGGGAGUCCCCUUAAGGGGUACGACAAGAUCAUCGAGGAAUACAAGACAGAAUUCGUCCUAGCCCAGAAGCAGGAGAAGCCUGGUCUACGACCCUUCAAGGUCAAGAACGUGAAGGUUCAGACGUGCGGCACGCUUGCGUGGGUGACUUGCAUCGAGGACAUGAGGAGCCCUUACAAGUCCUACCCCAAGACGGUGCAGCUGGUGACCAACAUCUUCCGCAAGACCAGCAACGGGUGGCGGCUCACCCGACAUCACUCGUCAGACCGCGACAUCAUCGCCGGCAAGGGCGGCCGCAGCGCCAAGCAGGCUCUCAAGGGCGUUCGCGAGCUCCCGGGCGGCGGAGGGAUCCUGCAGAGCUUGGUGGACAAUACCGGGGGAGUGACGGAGGUUUCGGCGAAGCUCUUCAGCGUGGUUAACGGGGAGAUGAAACCCAUCGACAUCGACUUGGAUGGGUCUGAUGACGAUGACGAUGAUGAGGACGAGGAGGAGGAGGACAUCACAGACGACAUUGGGAGAGAGAUAGCCAGCCAGAUCUUCCUCAAUUACGCAGACCUGUUCGACGGCAGGGACGGCGGAGACGGGGCGUCACUGGGGGAGAUAAGCUUCUCUGCCUCCGGCCCGAUGGGCGGCGACUCGAUCGACGAGACCAUUCCGCCAGCUAUGCGGAAGCGCAUCGAGGAAGCGAUGGAGUCGACAAUGAAGAAGAAGCGCAGCGACGCAAGCCGGCAGAGGUACGAGAACAUCUACAACGUGAGCGAGGGGCUUAAGGAGGUCGUGGCGGAGGGAGGAGGAGGAGGAGGAGGAGGAGGAGGCUCCGAGACUGCCAAGGAGUGGCACGAGUGGCAAGACGCCGCCACCAGCGACAGCGACGAUGGCGGCAAGGGCUGGUCGAGCUUCGGUGGCGGCGAGGGCAAGGCCGGGGGUGAUGGGGACGGGGAGGCCGCGUUGAAGGGUUCGAGGGACCUGACGAGGAAGACUGUCGACGCCGUUAGGGUGCUGGCGGAAAUGGGGCGGAUAGGCGAGGAGGAAAAGAGCUUACUGCUUGCGGACGUUAUCCGAAACGCUUCCUCAGAUGUUGCUAGCAAGGUGGAAAUUGCGUACUCGGUGCUGCUUGACGGGGAAGUGACGCCGGAGGGGAUGGAGUACACGGACAAGGCCGAAGAGUUCGCACACCAGUGCAAGGCCAUAGCCGGGCAGCUUCUGGAACAAAGCAACAGCAACCGGCCGGGGCGAUGGAGGUUCUGGGCGAAGCCGCAAUGGUGGAAAUUCUGGGCGAGUAAAGAUUCCGAAUAGGUUCGGGGUGGAGACUUGACAGCACGAGCGGCAACAAGUCUGCGGAGCCCCCGGGGCGGCGACGGCGGCGGCGGCGGAUUGUGCGUGUUUAUCGUAGCGCAUGCAUCUCACGCAUACCUCCCUUCCACGUUUGUUCUGUUCAAACCACUGUUCACACAAAUAGCGAAACAAGCACGGGCGGGGGAGGGGACGGGCGCGGGGGGCACCUGCGAGUCAUCACCGGUGGGGUCGCUCAGGCUCAAGUUGGUAGCAAAUCCAAUUCUUUGUCUUUCUUGAUGGAGGCAUUAUUUUCGGGAGCGUGGGGGCAGAACAUGACCCAGGUUUUCCCUCCCACUCCAGUUAGUUGGUGCUGUUGUCGGCGCUUGACUUCCGUUUCCAUGCACAUAGUUUGGGAGAAGGGUGGUGGGUGGUUGUCUCUUGGACGUGGUGAUAGUCCGGCGUGGCUGUCUAGUGUGUGGUUGUGAGAUCUUGACUUGCAGAGGAAAAACAAGCAAAACAAAGGUUAUGUGCGCGAUGCCCACUGGUGCCGCUAGCUGCCGAAGCUCGUGCUGUUUGUGCCCUCGCUGGUGUUGCAUGCCGGCAGAGUCUCGUUGCGUGGUUAUCUUGACAAGACAAAAAAUUCUGUUCCAUGCAUUCAGCGGCUUGUUGACCUCACACCACUAACAGCCGUGUCAGAGACGAGAUGGCCACGGGUGACCAGUGUUGGAUAAACCACGGGCCUCCCGAGGAAUAUUCCGAAACACAGGAGUAUGGAUGAACACUUUGAGCUGGAGGCUGUACCGGAUACAAUGCACGGAUGUGGACCUCGCGGAGAUUGCGGAAGAGUCAUGUGUUAGAUAUACUCGUA